This is a messenger RNA of Neltuma alba, 2418 nucleotides long. RefSeq lists its product as uncharacterized. The transcript is spliced from 6 exons. The coding region runs from base 361 to 2082 and encodes 573 amino acids. Lineage: Eukaryota; Viridiplantae; Streptophyta; Magnoliopsida; Fabales; Fabaceae. The record is from RefSeq and is a predicted model, not a curated record.
AAAAAAAGCCUCCUUUCCCUCUUCUCUCUCCCCUGCGAGUUACUUUGUCCCAUUCAUCCAGCUACUGACUGCCAUCUCCACCUAAAUGCGAGACCUUUACCUUCUCUUCUCUACCACUUACUCUCCACUAACAUUAUCUGUUAUUUGGACCCAUUUCACGGUUAAUCAGUACAUUUCAUUAAUUCUUCCAACACCGCAAGACCGAGUGGUUUUGGACCUUUGAUUUUCCAUCUAUGUAGAUCUGAAACAUUUGGGAUCUUGAAAAGGACGCGUUUUGAUUUCUUUGUUCUGAUGUUUUUGAGUCGAAGCUUGAGCAUUUCUUUUUGAGACUUCCGGUGGCAUUGUUUGUUUGUUGGGUAAAUGGGAUCCAGUGGUAGUAAAGCCGUUGCUUCUUGCAAUUCAUCGUCGAAGUCGUCGUCUUCGGGCAGCUUUCGUAAGCGUCGAUCGAGGGGGCAUAAAAGUUUUCAGUCGUAUUGUUUAGGAACAACAUCUGGAUCUCAUGACAGUGACAAUGACGACCAGGUGUGUGAUCAGAAUAAAGAAAACGAUAGUAAUGUUACAUACUCCAAUGGGGAUGAAACAGAUGCAGAUGAGGUGAUAUCAGAGUCUUUCAGAAAGAUUAAAUCUGAUAAAAUGCGAUGUAUCUCUCCUAAUGUCCACCUUGAUGAGUGGAGUCAAACAAGCAUUUCUAACACUGCAUCUAGAGCUGGUAGCAGUUCUGAUCAUCCAGCUUCAACUCAGUCUUUGAACCCUUCAAGUCGACUCCUUUCUCGGUUUAGCCUUAUUCCUGGCAACGUAAGCUUCAGACUAAGCAGAACCACAAGUUUGGGGUCAUCACGGCCUUGCCCUGUUUCUUCUGCAGGUCUCUCAAUGUUUAACAAUGAAGAUGACCUUAAUCCACAGCCUGGACCAACUUGUAGCUUUGCUAAUCAAAAUGAAGCUCUACAAUGCAGUGACUUGCUUCCUGCAUCACAUUGCUAUGAAGACACUCCUAUUAAUUUAAGGUCUAACAACCCUUCAUCAGAUUCCUAUGGCACCUUGCAGAGCAAUUCAACAAAUUCUUCUAUGCAGAGUAUGAGUAGAGAUGAAGAUGGUGCAAGAGAAGCGUUAAAUCUUAACUUAUUUUCUCCAAGAAUUCAUGCCAGAACUGAAAAUGUUGAGAUGAGACAUAACGAUCGCCGAAGUGGAGCUCGAGAACCUGUUGAACGGAAUGUUCGCUUUAGUCGUACUCUGAGUGUUGGAAGGCUUCGUGAUAGGGUCCUUCGUAGAUCAACAAUAUCAGACUUCACUUUUUGCCCACUGCAACAAGAAAGGGAUGCAACAGAUGCUGGUCAAGAUAUUGGAAGACAAGCAGGGGAGAGAGAGUCAAGAGUGCUCCCAUCUGAUAGUGACUCUACAAGUUCCCCCUCUACAUCUGGAUAUCCUCCAUCCAACAUGUCUAGCUCCUUGUUUGGGAUCCAAGACUAUGAGAUCGAGUCUUCACGAUCAAGAGAACCUAGGUAUCGUGAUCUGCUGGAAAACAGAUCCAAUUUCCUGGAACGGAGAAGAAGAAUACGGUCCCAGGUCCGUGCUCUUCAACGAUUGGGCAGCCGAUUUGAAAACCUGUCUGGGCAUGACAGGUCAUGUAUUUUAUCCGGCCAACAUAGAAAUGGUCGUUGUACAUGCCGUAGUAGUGGUCGUGAUGCCAAUUCAAAUGAUGAUACUGGGGCUAGAGCUAGCAUAUCAAGAAUUGUUAUGCUUGCUGAAGCCUUAUUUGAGGUUCUGGAUGAAAUUCACCAGCAAUCAGUGGUUUUAUCUUCCCGCCCUUCUGUUUCUUCUAUUGGAUCUGUUCCUGCACCUUAUGAAGUUGUAGAAUCCUUGCCUGUCAAAUUAUACACAAAGUUGCAUAAACAUCAAGAGGAUGCUGCUCAAUGCUAUAUAUGCCUUGUGGAAUAUGAGGAUGGAGACAACAUGCGAGUACUACCUUGUCAUCAUGAAUUUCAUUUAACAUGCAUAGACAAGUGGCUAAAGGAGAUUCACAGGGUAUGCCCAUUGUGCCGUGGGGACAUCUGCAUUGCUGAUUCGAUACCUACCGAGAACUGAAGUGAAGUGGGCAGUUUUCAUAAACCAGGGCUCCUGGAAAAGUUGCUAAAUUCUGCCCACUGUGACCAGGCUUUAUAUAAGUUCAGUCAUAUAUGCGGGUAUUGUCAUUGUGCCAAUGACUAUUUUACUAAAUAAUCUGAACUGCUCUCUGGCUCUGCCAAACUUCAUUUUGUGCAAGUCAGAGCACUUUUUUUUUUUUUUUAGCUUGAGGAAUAUUGUAAAUAUGUUUCAGGCUAGUUCUUCAAGUUGUAUCAUUUUUUCGGCUUUUGAAUAUGUCGAGGAUGCUUGUGUUAAUGUGGAAGAGUUACGACUUGCUUUGAUCGUUGAUCAGUUGUU